UUUCUGUCAUUCAACAACUUUUACAGCAACGAGCCAGGACCUGCCGUGGAUUGAAAUCAGUCUAAAGCAGGACUAAAACAGGGCUAAACCAGGACUAAAUCAGGACCAAACCAGGAUUAAACCAGAGCUAAACCAGGACUAAACCAGGACUUCACCAGGAUCAACAAGUCUGGAUUUAGACUCUUUUCUCUUGAGACACAGUUGAGUGGGAGGAUCCGUGUGGACUGAGGAAUUAGACCUGCUCAAUAUGCCCUGGUCAGAGGAGGACGUGGAGGAGGUGAUCAUCAGUCCUGGCUCAGGUCAGGACUCCACAAAGCAGGAUAACCCCAGCGCUCGUCGUCAUGGCAGGUUUGACGCUUUACGGCGUGCGGCGGGGAGCUGUUGCCGUGACAACCACUACAGGCGGUUGGCAAUCUUCAGCAUCAUGUGCGGGCUGUCGUGUAUUGGGAUCAUUGCCCUCAAAUACUCUGUCAAGGCUAAAGAGCGACAGAGACAUGACCCGGAGAGCGCCGCCAUCUUUGCACGAAAGGCCAAAAAGUUCAGCAUCAUCUCCAUAGUAACGCUGUUUGUCACCAUCGGCAUGGCGCUCGCACUCAUGGCCCUCGUCUCAUACCUCGCCACAUUAAAAGACUAAAGCACAGACUUUUACUUUGGAGGAGCUACUGUUGCACCGGGGCAUGAGACUGACCCUGGAUCAGACACUCUUGAACUGAUAAAUGCACUUAAAUGUUUGUGUUACUUUGUGGAGUUUGCGUGUUCCGACCUGGGUCCUGGCUGCUCUGGUUAGGGCCUCCUGAACCGGGUCUUGGUUCAGACCUGGUCCCCUGCUCCUGUUGCUCCUGUUUGGACCUCCUGACCCGGGUCCUAGUUCAGAUCCGGUCCCCUGCUCCGGUUUUGGAGAGGACAGUUCUGAAAUACCUCAUCUCUCUUCAGCUGUGUUUAUAAAGUGAAAGGUCAGAUUUGUAAAACAGGAAAAGACUUGUCUAUAUUUUUAUAUAAACACGACUUGUGCUGUUUAAACAAGCUCUAAACAAAUUACAUACCACAAACUCAUUAAAACUGCACUAUGGAACUUUUCUGCACCACCUGCUCGUCUCCAUGAUGUUCAUGUACUGGAAUGUGUAUGGCUGUUUUUUUCAUUGACGAUUUGUUGAUUGCACUGAAAAACAAAAAAACUUGCAUCCUUACAGUGAGCGGGCUCGCAUCUCCACAGACCUGACUCCCAUUUAGCCUCCUCCUCCUGCUCUUUUUCAUGGAAAUUUGUUUCUUUGGAUAUAGUCUUUCUCAAUAUGGCAUUAAACUCAUCUAUCUCCAUGAAGAAUGUUUCAAAGUAUGGCUUCAGUGUUUUUCCUUUCCAUGGAAUCAUGCAGGUGACACUUUCAGAGCAAGUUACAGGUCAGAUCACUGGAGAGGCGACCCUGCUGAAAUACAGUAUACGAUGAAUGUUUGUCUCCUGUUGCAAACUUACUGCAGAAAAUGACCAAACUAUUCUCCAACAAAUAUAAUUCUAUGUGGUACUUUUGUGUUGACCUGGUUCAUGGUUCAAAUCUGUUUCAUGUGGAUAAGUUACAAACUUUUCAGUAUCUUCUCUUUCUGUAUAAAUAAAUGUAUAU
Messenger RNA from Periophthalmus magnuspinnatus, 1613 nucleotides. Its product is annotated as transmembrane protein 265-like. Lineage: Eukaryota; Metazoa; Chordata; Actinopteri; Gobiiformes; Gobiidae. The transcript has 3 exons. Gene Ontology annotation, cellular component: membrane. The record is from RefSeq and is a predicted model, not a curated record. The coding region runs from base 248 to 634 and encodes 128 amino acids.